AUGACAGUCGGAGGCUGGAAGCAGUUGGAUAUUGCUGUCAUUGGAGGCGGUAUUGGGGGACAGGCUGCGGCGACAUCUUUGCGGCGACAAGGCCACAAAGUCACCAUUUAUGAGCGAGCAGAUUUUGUCGGCGAAGUUGGCGCGUCCAUCUCGUGUGCUGCGAAUGGGACUAGAUGGCUUGAAGAUUGGAAUGUCAACAUCGAACUCGGCGAUCCAGUUGUCCUCAAGAAUCUAAUCAGCCGCGACUGGAAGACGGGUGAACCCAUCAACGUCUAUGAUCUCUCAAAUUACAAGGAGAAAUGGGGAUAUACGUACUACAUGUUUCAUCGGCAAUACAUGCACAAGAUGCUCAAGGAUAGUGCUACCAAUGAGCACGGAGAAGGCAUUCCGGCCAAACUAGUCCUCAACCACAAGGCGCAAAAUGUCGACUUUGAAACCGGCGAGAUCACAUUCGCCAACGGAAAUAAGGUGACGCACGACGCCAUAAUUGGUGCAGACGGCAUCGGUUCCCAGAUUCGCAAAGUCAUGGGAAUUGAAACGGUCCGCAAACCUGCCACGUGCACAUGUCUACAUGCAAACGUGGAUACAGAGAAGGCCGUAAAGCUUGGACUGGUAGACUAUUCCGUGAAUAGUGCCAUUGAGUACUGGGGAGGCUAUCACACGCACUUCAAGAUUGUCCUCUCACCUUGUAACAGGGGCCGACUGCUGUCAUACUAUUGCUUCUUCCCUCGUGAGGCUGGCGAUCUGACAGCCCAGACGUGGGAUCAGGAAGCCACAGUUGAGGAACUGCUGGCACCGUACCCCGACCUCGACCGCAAUGUGUUCAAGCAUCUAGAGCAAGGAUACGAAGUGCGGCCAUGGCGAUUGUGGCUGCACGAGCCCUAUCCUUUUUGGCAGAAAGGCGUAGCUUGUCUGAUGGGAGAUGCAGCUCACCCAAUGAUGCCAGAUCAGAGCCAAGGUGCCUGCCAAGCCAUUGAGGAUGCCGCUGCACUGGGUCUGGUGUUCAGCAAGGAGCACUUUAAUGGCAAUGUGAGGGAUGCGUUGGAGAUCUAUGAGACAAUCAGAAAGCCAAGAGGCACCAAGGUGCAAGCUGCGUCCGCCCGAGCUCGCUUGAAUAUUAAUGAGCGCAUCGGCUUUUCCAGCAAUACAGACAACGAAGUGUUUGCAGUCCAAGAUGAGGAGGACACAUUAACUAUUGACGAAAUGAACAGGUAUGACAUGAAGGCACACGUGAGGGAGGUGGUGAAGAGCCGCCGUCAAGGAUCUUAG
Messenger RNA from Pochonia chlamydosporia 170, 1269 nucleotides. RefSeq names its product salicylate hydroxylase. NCBI's taxonomy places the organism in Eukaryota, Fungi, Ascomycota, Sordariomycetes, Hypocreales, Clavicipitaceae. The record is from RefSeq and is a predicted model, not a curated record. The transcript has 6 exons. Gene Ontology annotation, molecular function: FAD binding; monooxygenase activity. The coding region runs from base 1 to 1269 and encodes 422 amino acids.